This is a messenger RNA of Lachancea dasiensis, 1053 nucleotides long. NCBI's taxonomy places the organism in Eukaryota, Fungi, Ascomycota, Saccharomycetes, Saccharomycetales, Saccharomycetaceae. The record is from the annotation of a GenBank genome assembly.
AUGAUUCGGAGUCUUUGCAGGGGAAGGAACGUAGGGUUUGCGACUCCACGGUUAUCUUUAGUCCGCCCUAAUCGCUUGGAGUUUUCUAGAAGUGCCAGCUAUCAACGGUUCAAUAACCGACAAUCUAAGAGCUUUGUCCAACUACUGGUGGACCCCGCUUCGAGAAAGUACCUUGCUUUCGUCUUUGGAGGCGGUUCAAUCUUUUAUCUCACUCAUUUAGAAGAAGCUCCAGUGAGCGGGCGGAACAGGUUCAUAUGGCUGCCUCGGUAUCUUGAGUUGAAGAUUGGAAGUUACUCUUAUAACUCGAUGCUCAGCCAGACCCGCGGAUCCAUGUUACCGUCGAACAGCAGUUUGACCGUUAAAGUAUCAACGAUUUUUGAAAAAAUAGUCGAAGCAGCACGCAAGGAUCCUAGCAUCGACAGAGAACUUUUGGACGGAGUCAACUGGCAAGUACACAUCGUGAACGAUCCAAAGGCUCCUCCCAAUGCAUUUGUAUUACCAGGAGGUAAAGUUUUUGUUUUCAGCAGUAUUCUUGGCAUUUGCAAGAAUGACGAUGGGUUGGCAACAGUCUUGUCACAUGAAUUUGCACACCAGUUAGCGAGACACACUGCAGAAAACUUGUCAAAGGCUCCGAUUUACUCUAUAUUGGGCGCGGUUUUGUAUACAGUGACUGGUGCAGACGUAUUUAACCGCCUAAUUUUAGACAGUUUCCUUAAGAUGCCGGCCUCGAGACAGAUGGAAACCGAAGCAGACCACAUUGGUCUCAUGAUCAUGUCGCGGGCGUGCUUUAAACCCCAGGAAGCGGUGGAGCUAUGGAAGAGGAUGGCCGAGUUCGAAAAACAGCUAAAAGGGCGCGGAAGCUUUAGUCCGGAAUUUCUAAGCACACACCCUGCCAGUGAUAGAAGAAUAGAAAACAUGCAGUUAUGGAUGCCUCAAGCCCAGGAACUCUACUCGCAGUCUGAUUGUGGUGCAAUGAGCAGUUAUUAUGAUAGUUUUCAGGGCAUGAUAAGUGGGCGCUUGACAACUGAAGGGCCAAAUUCUUUAUGGGGCUAA